Messenger RNA from Paramecium tetraurelia, 2091 nucleotides. RefSeq lists its product as uncharacterized. The record is from RefSeq and is a predicted model, not a curated record. The transcript is spliced from 7 exons. Lineage: Eukaryota; Ciliophora; Oligohymenophorea; Peniculida; Parameciidae.
AUGAUUAAAUUGGAGGCUCACACCUUCCAUCAAAAAAAUGUUAUGACACCAACUUAAUUAUCAAAUAAAUCUCCCAUAGAUAUAGUUAGAUAGAAAAAAAUCAUUUUCAAACGAGAACUGUUAAAUACAGAAUAGAAUUUCCUCGUUCAAACUGAGGAGCAUGAAGAAAUUAUAUACCUAAAACCUGAUGUUCCAGAUCUCAUUUUGACUGAUCUUACCAACAUGGCCAUAUAAGAGGAUAUCUCUGAAUAUUAGGCCUUAGAGUAUCACAAUCGAGUAGCAAAACUGUUAGAAUUUUAUACGCAGAAUUAGAUUCAAGUUUAAUACACAUCAGUUUUAUUCUCAAAAAUAAAUUAUGCCAUAAUACUUAAGAAAUACGCAGCUCAAAAUGAAGCCUUGGAGAUAUUAUUGGAUUGUGAUUAGAUUCUCAAGACCAAAGGCAAAGCACUCAAAAAGACUUCCCCUGAAAGUUUGAACUUAGCAUAAAUAAUCCAAAACAAACUGUUAAGAUUGAGACUAGUCUUUCAAGUCACAUUGUUAUUUUCUGAAACAAAAAAAAAUAAACAGGCCUUAGAAAUGGCCAAAAAGACCUUAAGAAUCUUAAAGAGUAUUAUAUAGAAUACUAUAAAAUUGUGUCAAUAAAUUACUGUAAUGUCAUUAAUGAAUAAAAAACAAAGAGCUAAUUCAGAGGUUAAUUCUGCUUUACAAAAGAUUUACACUUCCUAAACCAUCAAUAUAACAUCACAACUGUCCCAAGCUUUAUCCUAUCCCCAAAUUGUAGAGAUUAUUUUCAAAGAAAUACUGGUUUCUAUUACGAGUAUGCUACCCAAUGAGGAAAAACCUAAUGAUGUUAUAAAUAUUCAAAAUUUAAUGAUCCGAAGCUAUCAGAAUCGGAGUCAAUCACUUUUUGCUUCAGAAUACGUCUUUCAACCAUAAAAUAAUCCGCAAAAUAAACUAUUCACAUUAAUUGAUGAUAAUCAUCCUAUGUUGCAAAUGUAAAUUUUAGGAUUGAUGUAAUUAACUUAUGUAGAUUUAGAGGAGUUAUUCCCUAUCAAUAGUUAUGAGAUGGUAAUGGCUGAAGAAGUCAUUUUAGAAUUAAUCAUGUUGACAGGGUUGAGUUUCUAUAGUAUCUCCACUGAACUCAGAUUCAUCAACAAUCAAUCCAAUAAAUUAACAGUAGAGAUAUGGCUUGGCAAAGCUGUCGAGAUAUUCUACAUGUAUGUUCCACAUUCUAGUGCCAUCUUUAAUUAGAUUUAUCAGGUGUAUCAAAAAUUAUAUGGAGUAGACAAAUAAUCUAUUCCAGAAGAUGAGGAAAUCGAAUAUCAUACUAAGCUAUUGAAGCCACACCCCUAUAACAAUAAAUCAAGUCUCUCCAAUAAAGUUGUCAUCGUCAUCAAAGUCCCUAAUUAAAACAAAUAAUCGUAAUCCAAAGAUACAGAAACUAAAUAAUCUUAAAACACUCAAACAACUUUCCAAAAGAUUUAACAAUAAAUAUUAGUUAAAAAGCAAAUCCUCUUCCCUCAAAAGCAUACUUUCACCUAACCGGAUUCAGAUAAGAAGUUGGAUACAAUGUAAGAUGAAAAGGAUAAGUCUCCACAAUUGCAACAACAACUAUUUGUCAAAAAAACUAAUACCUCAUUAAAUUCGACUGAUGUAAAACAAAGAGUAGAAUUCUUAAUGAAUUAAAUACUUAAUCAAUAAGCUAGACUCACUCAAGAGAAACUAAAACAAAAACACUAGCCCAUUACCAUUCUAAAACAAAAGUAUCAGGUAACAUCUAAGAUCCAGGAAAAUGCAAAUACUUUCAAUCCUCUCAUGACUUCAUAAUUUAAAACCACUGCUACUGUUAGUAGAUCUCUAUCCAACUCAAGGAAAACUAGUUAAGUUAACUUAAAAAAUUAAUCCAACGGCGUGAAAACUGCUUAAAUGAGAUAUCGCACUCAAGUAAACUCUGCAGAUGAAUCAUCUAAAUAAUUUGCUUAACAUUUAGCAACUUAAUUGGCUAGUAUUAAUCGCUAAACAACCAAAGGGUUUAUGUUAAAAAGAAGUGAUUCUGCCAAAAAACCAAAGGUUCCAUUUCAAUAACAUUGA